Molecule: messenger RNA, 2525 nt
Organism: Aspergillus candidus
Lineage: Eukaryota; Fungi; Ascomycota; Eurotiomycetes; Eurotiales; Aspergillaceae
Product: threonine--tRNA ligase THS1
Exons: 6
Coding region: 106-2307 (733 amino acids)
Biological process (GO): threonyl-tRNA aminoacylation
Cellular component (GO): cytoplasm
Molecular function (GO): ATP binding; threonine-tRNA ligase activity
Source: RefSeq, a predicted model, not a curated record
GUUUGAGUCACCAGUUUGAGUCAAUCAGUCAUUACCUGCCUUUAUAGCCCUGUUCCUCACUCUUCGGACAAUUUGAUCAAUUGACUGUCAAUUCUGGCUUCAAAUAUGGCAGCGGAAGGCCAAAAGGACCUGCCUAUCAGGUCGCAAAGCGACGACUCGCUCCCCGAUUUCAUUAUCGAACGAAACAAUCUCUUCGAGGAACUUUGGCAGCAACACCUCGAGGAGACCAAGAACCGAGCGCAUCCCGAAAUCAACGUCACCCUCGAUCUCGGAAAUGGUGCUACGUCUUCCGUCCCCGCUAAAGCCUACGAGACCACCCCGGCCCAACUGCUGAAGAAUGUGCCCAAGGAACUGAGUGCCACUGUGGUCCUCGCCAAGAUCGACAAGAAGGAACUCUGGGAUCUGAACCGUCCUCUGGAGGGCGACUGCACCGUCUCUUAUGUGCCCUUCGACAACCCCGAGGGUCGGGAGGUUUUCUGGCACUCCAGCGCGCACUGUAUGGGUGAGGCCUGCGAGUGCGAAUAUGGGUGUCUGCUUUCGCACGGUCCGCCCACCCCGCAGGGCUUCUUCUACGACAUGGCUAUGCCGGAGGGUCGCGUUGUUCGGGAGACCGAUUGGAAGUCCUUGGAUACCAGGACGCAGAAGGUGUUCAAGGAGAAGCAGAACUUUGACCGCCUGGAGGUGUCGAAAGAGAACCUUCGCAAGAUGUUCUCUUACAGCAAGUACAAGCUGCACUACAUUGAGAAGUUGGUGACUGGAGAAAAGAGCACCGUCUACCGGUGCGGUACCCUUGUCGAUCUGUGCCGUGGACCCCACAUCCAGAACACCGGAAAGAUCAAGACCUUCAAGAUCAUGCAGAACUCCUCUGCCUACUUCCUGGGUGAUCAAUCCAACGACUCCCUGCAGCGUAUUCGUGGUGUUGCGUUCCCGGACAAGAAGCUGAUGCAAGAGCAUCUGAAAUUCCUGGAAGAAGCUGAGAAGCGCAACCAUGUUAAGCUCGGCCGGGAACAGGAGCUUUUCUUCUUCGACGAGGUCUCUCCGGGCUGUCCUUUCCUCCUGCCCAACGGCACCAAGAUCUUCAACGCACUGCAGUCUCUGCUGCGGACGGAGUACCGCAAGCGGGGUUACCAGGAAGUCCAGACCCCCAACAUGUACGACGUGGGGAUCUGGAAGACUUCUGGUCACUGGGCUCACUACAAGGACGACAUGUUCAAGCUGGAUGUUGAGAAGAAGGAGUGGGCGCUGAAGCCCAUGAACUGCCCGGGACACUUUGUUCUGUUUGGCCACCGGGAGCGCAGCUACCGAGAGUUGCCCCUGCGUAUUGCUGAUUUCGGCGUCUUGCACCGCAAUGAGGCGUCCGGUGCGCUGAGUGGCCUGACGCGGGUGCGCAAGUUCCAGCAGGACGACACCCACAUUUUCUGCACGCAAGAGCAGAUCAUGUCGGAGAUCGAGGGUCUUUUCGACUUCUUGCAGUCUAUCUACGGGCUGUUCGGCUUUACCUUCAAGCUGAAGCUCUCCACCCGCCCUGAGAAGUAUCUUGGCGAGCUGGAAACCUGGAACUACGCCGAGGAGCAGCUGAAGAAGGCCAUGACGAAGUUCAUGGGCGACGACUGGAUCAUUGACGAGGGUGACGGUGCCUUCUACGGCCCGAAGAUCGACAUCACCAUCGCCGACGCUCUCAAGCGGGAGUUUCAGUGCGCCACCAUCCAGCUGGACUACCAGGCGCCGCUCAACUUCAAGCUCGAGUACAUGACCAACGAGAAGGCCCAGCCGGGCGCUGCUCAGUCCAAGGAACAGCCCAAGGAACAGCCCAAGGAACAGCCCAAGGAAGGUGAGAACAAGGAGGCGGAGACCAAGGCCGCCGAAUUGGCCGCGGGCCGUGCCCGGCCGGUGGUCAUCCACCGCGCCAUCAUCGGCAGCUUCGAGCGGUUCCUGGGUAUCCUGAUCGAGCACUUUGGCGGUAAGUGGCCGUUCUGGAUCAGCCCGCGGCAGAUCCUGAUCGUGCCGGUCAUGCCGGCGGUGAACGACUACGUGGAGGAGCUGCAGACGAUCCUGCGGGGGGACAAACUGAACGUCGACAUCGACGUCAGUGGCAACACCAUGCAGAAGAAGAUCCGUACCGGCCAGUUGGCGCAGUACAACUUCAUCUUCGUGGUCGGCGCUCAGGAGAAGGAGUCCCGCACGGUCAACAUCCGCAACCGCGACGAUCCGGCCACGCAGAACAAGGGCGUCAUGGUGCCGCUGGAGGAUGCGCGCGUGAAACUGCGCGCGCUGCGCAAGGAGCGCAAACUGGUCAAUUCCCUGUAGAUUGUUUGAUUGUCUUUGUUUUCUUCUUGUUUAUACAUCUUACUUUUCUCGAUCUAGACUAGAUGAUCUAGAGCCAAGGGUGAGCCAGUCAGUUCUUUGCUGUAUGGACGGGGAUCUUCAAUCAAGCCAGACAACAAGGAAAAAGAUAGUUGUCCAUGCAUGAGGAUAUGAAGGAGAUGAUGUGACGGAUUUCUCUGCCGAAUCAAUGAAUAUUUUUC